Messenger RNA from Selaginella moellendorffii, 946 nucleotides. RefSeq lists its product as uncharacterized. The record is from RefSeq and is a predicted model, not a curated record. The coding region runs from base 74 to 826 and encodes 250 amino acids. The transcript has 6 exons. NCBI's taxonomy places the organism in Eukaryota, Viridiplantae, Streptophyta, Lycopodiopsida, Selaginellales, Selaginellaceae.
AGGAACUCGAAAACUCAAGGAGCUAUUUCGCCGGCGUAGCCAUCGAAGAACAAAACGUCAAGAUAGCUCAGCUAUGGCGCAGAUGGUCCACAGCGUGAAACAAGACAUGCAGUGCCUGGCGGCGAUGUGGUUUGGGAGGAUCACUGGUGACACUCACAAGGAGCGGCUCCAGGCAUUCUACAGCUCGCAGGCACAGGCAUACGACGCUUUUCGUGCCGGCUUUCUCCACGGGAGAGAACAAAUGCUGGUUGAGUGUGCGUCACGGCUCCAGGGACGAUCCGGGAUGGUGUGGGUCGAUUUGGGAGGGGGCACCGCCGAGAACGUGAGAAUGCUAUCCAGGUGCCUGGACCUCUCGGCUUUCCAGAAUAUUUACGUGGUUGAUCUUUGCUCCGCCUUGUGCGAUGUGGCUGCCGCAAAGGUGGAGGGAUUCGGAUGGACCAACGUCGAGGUGAUUGAAGAGGACGCUUGCGAGUUUCGGCCUCCGGCUCCCGCAACUCUCGUUACAUUCUCGUACUCCCUGUCAAUGAUACCGCAGUUUAUCAAGGUGAUAGACCGGGCUCUGUCCUAUCUCGACGUGGAUGGAAUCGUGGGAGUGGCCGAUUUCACGACGUCUGCAAAGUUUGACAAGCCCGAGCGGCAGCACUCUUGGCUCCGUCGUUGGUUUUGGAGGGCCGUGUUUGAUUUGGAUUGUAUUGACUUGGGACCUGAACAACGACAAUAUCUCGAGCAUCGACUUGCAACUGUCUACGAGGAUAACAGCUUUGGCAAAAUCCCAUACGUUCCUAUUCUGAAGGUGCCGUAUUACAUUUGGAUUGGCAAAGUGUGAUUGGUAGUUACUUUUGGAAUAUUAGAAAUACUCUUUAGAUAUUUUCCCUGGCUAGAUACGGGGGAAUAAGAAUGUGCAUUGUUAAAGCAUAACUUAACUUUAAUUUGAGAUUUUUGAGAU